AUGGUCAAAGAAUUUUUCACGGCCAGAGACAAAACGACCGGUUACGUAAUUGGACAAAGUGCACAUCACCUCUCCCUUACUCGACCAAAUGAGGGGCAUAGAACACGGGCUCAAUUCAUGAGGGAAGAUGAUGAAGAUGGACACAGGCAAGUUGGGAGUGAAAGGAGAGAAUCGGUGCAUCAUGAACUAGGAGAGCAUCUCGAAGAGCUCGAAGAGGGAGAGCAAGCUGGCUCUGGAUAUUGGGGAGGCAAUGAAAUGGAAGAUGAGGAGGCAGAAAUAGAGGAGAGUUGUGGCGAUAUCAGGGGUGAGCGGCAAAUAAACUCAAGUGAUGAAACAGGUAGCCCUCAAGACACACUGUUUCUACACGGAAGUAGGCCAAGUAAUAGCCUGGUGCCUAUUUCACUUGGCUCUGGGAGUCUGUCAGCAGCUGCUGCCACAGCAGCCUGUCUUUCAGGCAUCUCAGGAUUGUCAGUUAUUCCAGGACUGUCCAAUCUUACUGGCUUACAACGCAUGACCCCAGCAACUCUAGCCGCAGUAGCCGCGGCGACUGUUGCCGCCUCGAACAAGUGGUCGCCCAGUUCGUUUGGACCGCUAGGCGGUGGCCAUGCUUGCGACGUAAACGGCAGCACAUGCUCAGGCGCAAAUGGAUGCAGUCCCGGUGUUCAUGGUGGAUCUGGCGCCUCUUCUGUCGGUCUGUCUCCGACUCUUCUCACGGGAAUCUCACCCGGCCUAGUGACUGGGCCGAUGGGGCCGGCAUGCGGGACACCGAGGAAGUCGCCAAAUCAGAUGCGUGUGCUUUGUGACAUCUGCAACAAGUGGAUUUGUAACAAGUACUUCUUGCGUACACAUAAAGCUAACAAACAUGGUAUAACAGCGCCUGAACUGACGGCAACAAGUGUCGGUUCUGCUGGUGGAGGUGGCGCAGGAUCUGCGGGAGGAGCAGGAGCAGGAACCGGAGCAGGGACAGGAACCGGAGCAGGGACAGGAACAGGCGCAGGAGCA
Molecule: messenger RNA, 1002 nt
Organism: Protopolystoma xenopodis
Lineage: Eukaryota; Metazoa; Platyhelminthes; Monogenea; Polystomatidea; Polystomatidae
Source: the annotation of a GenBank genome assembly